Molecule: messenger RNA, 4284 nt
Organism: Rotaria sp. Silwood1
Lineage: Eukaryota; Metazoa; Rotifera; Eurotatoria; Philodinida; Philodinidae
Source: the annotation of a GenBank genome assembly
AUGACAUUUAAACGAAUUGGAAAAAGUUCAAUUGUCUCUAGUUCACAACCACGAUCCGUUGCUGUCGGAGAUUUCAAUAAUGAUAAUCAAAUCGAUAUUGUAGUUGCUAAUAGUGGUACACAUACUAUUGGCAUAUUUAUUUCAAAUGGUAAUGGGACAUUCGUUGAUCAACAGAAUUAUUCAACUGGUUCUCAAUCUUUUCCUUGUUCGGUUGUUGUUAAUGAUUUUAAUAAUGAUAAUUGUCUUGAUAUUGCUGUCGCCAAUUAUAAAACAAACAAUAUAGGCAUUUUUCUCGGAUAUGGUAAUGGGACCUUUGUUAAUCCAAAACUAUUUUCAACUGGUUCUUCUCAUCCAUUAUUCAUUAUCACUGGUGACUUUAACAAUGAUAAUCAAUCAGAUAUAGCAGUUACUAAUUAUGGCACUGACAGUAUUGGCAUCCUUCUUGGAUAUGGAGAUGGUUCCUUCCAAAUGCCAAUAGUGUAUUCUACUGGUUAUGAUUCCCAACCAUAUUCGCUAGCUGUUGGUGAUUUUAAUAGUGAUGAUCGUUUAGAUAUAGCUGUUGCCAAUUAUGGUAUUGGUAACAUAGGUAUUUUGUUGGGUUACGGAAAUGGAAGCUUCGCAAAUCAACAAACUUAUUUUACUGUCCUUGACUCAAAUCCAAUUUCUAUUGCAGUUGGAUAUAUUAAUAAUGACAAUUACUUAGAUAUUGUUGUCGCUAAUUAUGGUAUUGGCAAUAUAGGUAUACUAUUCGGAUAUGGGAAUGGCACAUUCUUAUCACAAACUACAUACUCGAUAGGCUCUAAUUUUCGUCCACAAAACAUUGCUAUUGGAAAUUUCGAUGGAGAUAGUCAAUUAGAUGAUGUCGUCGUGAUUGAUACAUCAAAUGAUCAAAUACAUAUUCUCUCGACAUAUACGAAUGAUACUUUUGCCAUUGUAAGUAUUUAUGAUGCGAUACAAGGAUCUAAUCCAAUUUCGGUUGCUGUUGUUGACUUUAAUAAGGAUAAUCAAUCAGAUAUUAUUAUGGCUAAUUAUGGUACUAAUGAUAUACUUAUACUUAUUGGAUGUAGCAAUGAACCAUCAGCAAGGCAGAAGAAGUACUAUUUUGGCAAUGGGGCUACACCGGGAUCAGUUGUAAUUAGUGAUUUUAACAAUGACAAUCAUCUCGAUGUAGCCGUUACAGGUCUCACACUUGAUGGUAUAGUUUUGUUGACUGGCUCCGGAAGGGGAACUUUUGUGGAAAAAAAGGAAUUUUCGACCGGAAAUAAUUCUAGACCACAGCAACUCUGUGUUACCGAUUUGAAUAACGAUAAUCGAAUGGAUAUUGUCACCGCCAAUUUGGGAUCUGACAGUGUAGGUGUUCUUCUUGGCCAAGGGAAUGGCACUUUCGCCACUGUGAUGACGUACUCUACUGGUAUUGGUUCAAGUCCAUCGCGACUUGCGAUUGGUGAUGUUAAUAAGGAUAACCAAAUGGAUAUUAUAUCCUCGAAUUCGGGUACUGAUAGUAUAGGUGUUUUUCUUGGACAUGGAAAUGGGACCUUUGAUGCCGUUGUUAUAUAUUCUACUGGUAUUGGUUCCAUUCCGAAUGCAGUCACUGUUGGCGAUAUCAAUAAUGAUAAUCAUCUUGAUAUUGUGACCGCUAAUUACUACUCUAACAGCAUAUCUAUACUUUUUGGUAAUAGCAAAGGAGCGUUCACAAACCUAUUGUUUUAUUCAAUCGGCUACGAUUCAGGUCCUGUGUCAAUGGUUCUUAUUGAUUUCAAUAGGGACAAUAAUUUAGAUAUUGCCAUUGCUAGCUCAAAAGCCGGAAAUGUAGAUGUCUUCUUUGGAUAUGGUAACGGACUUUUCCAAACACAAACAACUUAUUCUACUGGCUCUGGCUCUAAGCCAUAUUUCAUCAUUGUUGCUGAUUUCAACUAUGACAACCGAUUGGAUAUUGCAGUCACUCUUCUCGGCAAUGACGAAGUAGUUAUUUUUUAUGAACACGGCAAUGGAAGUUUCCAACUUGCAAGAACAUACUACACUGGAUAUGCUUCACGUCCAGUAGACCUCGCCGCUGGCGAUAUGAACAAUGACACAAAAUUAGAAAUCGUUGUUAGCCUUUGGGGUACUGGAUAUGUAGCUAUAUUAACUGAAUAUUUCGCUGCCAAGUUUGCAAAUCAAACAAUCUAUUCAACUGGUUCUACUCCACAACCAUAUUCAUUAGCUAUUGGUGAUUUGAAUAAUGACAAUCGAUCUGACAUCGUCGUUGCUAACUCAGGAACUGAUGAUUUAGCAAUAUUUUUUGGUUUAGGCAAUGGUACCUUCAGAUCACGCAUAUUGUAUUCAACUGGAAUUGAUUCUCAUCCACGAUUUACUAUGAUUGGUGAUUUGAACAAAGAUAAUCAUCCGGAUAUAAUCACUAUCAAUUCUAAGCAUGAUAGUAUCAGCGUGAUCAUGGGUUAUGGCAAUGGCACUUUUGCACCCCAACUGAACUAUUCUACUGGAAAUAGUUCACGUCCAUCUGCAGUUGUUAUAGGCGAUUUUAACAAUGACAAUCGAUCCGAUCUGCUCGUUACCAAUGUGGAUACUGGCGAUAUAGGAGUAUUUAUUCAAUAUGAUUAUAGAUUAUUUGAAAGACAAAGUGUAUAUGGAAUCGUGGAUACUCUGGAACCGUAUGCAGUUGUUACUAGUGAUUUUAAUAAUGAUACUUAUUUAGAUAUAGCUGUUGGUUUUUUCCAACGUGGUAAUGUAGGUAUUCUUCUAGGGCAUGGAAAUGGGAGUUUUGAUACGAUGAUCACUUAUCCGCAAUGGAAUCGUUCACUGCUUUGUGCACUAGCUGUAGAUGAUGUUAACAGUGACGGUAGAUUAGAUAUUGCUAUAGCUGAUUGUGGUACUAACAAUGUAAUCAUUCUCCACGGACAUGGCAAUGGUAGUUUUGUUACUAGUAUGUCUAUUUCAACUGGAAACGGUUCUCAGCCGUACACAAUCGCUAUUGCUGAUUUUAAUAAAGAUGGUCAUUUGGAUAUCGCUGUGGCUAAUCCUGGUACUAAUAAUGUAGGUAUACUUCUUGGAUAUGGUAAUGAAAGUUUUGCUCCUAUUGUGACUUACUCAACUGGAUAUCGUUCUUUUCCAAUUGCACUUGCAGUCAGUGAUUUCAAUAAGGAUGAUCGAUUAGAUAUUGCCGUUGUUAAUCGUGAUGCAUCUAAUGUUGGUAUUUUUCUUGGAUUUGGUAAUGGAAUUUUUGCAAAUCAAAAGACGUAUUCAACGGGUACUUAUUCUAUACCGCAUUCGAUCGUUGUUAGCGAUUUAGAUGGCGAUAUUGAACUCGAUAUUGCCAUUGUUGAUUAUAACAAAAAUAGCAUAGGUGUUUUACUUGGUUAUGGAAAUGCAACUUUCCAAGCAGUCAGAGUACUUCCGACUGAGAAAGGUUCUCUUCCGGUAUAUAUUACCGUUGGUGAUUUCAACAAUGAUAACAAAUUGGAUAUUGUUCUCGUCAAUUUCGGAACUAACAAUGUAAUUAUAUAUUUUGGAUUUGGACAUGGAAUUUUUUAUAAGAGCAAAGUAUAUUCAACAGGUAUUGUAUCUGGACCUUGGUCAUUAGCUAUUGGCAAUUUUAAUAACGACAAUAGAUCAGAUUUCGUCGUCGCCAAUCGUGCAUCAAAAGAUAUAAGCAUUUUUCUUCAAUGUGGCAGUGAAUCAUAUGGAGCUAUAACAAUAACUGCUGUUAACUCUGGAUCACAGCCAUACGCGGCUGCCGUUGAUGAUUUCAAUAAUGAUGGUCUAGCAGAUGUUGUUGUAGCUAAUUUUGGUACUAACGAAAUAGGUAUUUUAUUUGGGAUAGGUGACGGUAACUUUCAUGACAUGAUUCGAUAUCCAACUGGAGUGGGUUCUACUCCAUGUUUUGUUGCAGUCAGUGAUUUUAAUAAUGACAAUCAUUCGGAUAUUGUUGUUGCCAACUGUGAAGCUGAUAAUUUAAUUAUUUUUCUUGGUUUUGGUAACGGAACUUUUGCUACUGGAGAGACAUAUUUAACUGGUGAUCGUUCUCGACCAUAUUCAGUCGCCAUUGCUGAUCUUGAUAAUGACAAUAUAAUGGAUAUUGUUGUUGCAAAUUCUGGUACUAAUGAUAUUCUCUUACUCUAUGGAUAUGGGAAUGGGACCUUUGGAAAAAAAGAAUCAUAUCCAUUAGGUUAUGACUAUCUUCCUUCCUCGGUUGCUAUUACUGAUUUGAAUCAAGAUGGAUGGAGGGACAUUGUUAUAGUAUGUAUUGGCACGGAUAAUGUAGAAGUUCUAAUGAAAAUGUGCUAG